Messenger RNA from Glycine soja, 925 nucleotides. RefSeq names its product kunitz trypsin inhibitor 2-like. NCBI's taxonomy places the organism in Eukaryota, Viridiplantae, Streptophyta, Magnoliopsida, Fabales, Fabaceae. The record is from RefSeq and is a predicted model, not a curated record. Gene Ontology annotation, molecular function: endopeptidase inhibitor activity. The transcript has a single exon. The coding region runs from base 91 to 732 and encodes 213 amino acids.
GCUGGCGAUGAUAAAUUGAUGCUCCUCACUUCCCAUAUAUCUUCCAUUCAUUACCGAAACACAAAUUUACAUUAAGCAUAGUACAAAACAAUGAAGACCAAACUGCUAGCAUUUCUCCUCUUCUUUGCCUUGACUACAAAACCACUACUACUUGGAGCAGCUGGAGCUGCUCCAGAGCCAGUGAUUGAUACAUCAGGCAAGAAGCUGAGAGCUGAUGCAAAUUACCAUAUCAUCCCUGCAGUGCCCUUCACCAUAUGUGGCUUUGUUAGCUGUUUCACUGGUGGAGGCCUUUCACUAGACAGCAUAGAUGAAUCUUGCCCUCUUGAUGUAAUAAUUGAGAAAGCCAAUGAAGGCCUACCACUGAGAUUCUCACCAGUUAACACCAAAAAAGGUGUUAUUCGUGUCUCCACCGAUUUGAACAUUUUUUUCUCUGAUUCUGAUGAAAGGUGUCCACACCAUUCCACUGUGUGGAUGCUUGAUCAAUUUGAUGCCUCUAUUGGACAGACAUAUGUGACCACUGGUGGUGUUGUUGGAAACCCGGGUGAGCACACAAUUCUGAAUUGGUUCAAGAUUCAGAAGUAUGAGGAUGCUUAUAAGCUGGUCUAUUGCCCUAGGGUGUGCCCCUCUUGCCACCAUCUGUGCAAGGAUAUUGGAAUGUUUGUGGAUGCCAAUAGGAGAAUGCAUCUGGCUCUCAGUGAUGAUCCCUUCAAAAUUAAGUUCAAAGAAGCCUGAGAUCAAAGCUCUUUCAAAUGAUGGCAAAAUUAAAUGACAAUGCAUGAAUACGUGUGUUUAUAAUGAUCGAUCCUUGAAAUUAUAUUUCUUUGUGAAGAAUUAGUAAAUGAAUAAAAAAAUUAAGAGUGUAUGUUUUUGUCCUGCUGUUACAACUUUAAUUUCACUAUUAAAUAAUAAAUACAAUUUUUAAUAA